AUGGGCUUAGACGUUAAAAACCAUAAUGGGCCCUUAUGGCCCAUAUAUAUGUUUAAAGAGGAUGUCGGAAAUAAAUAUCUGAAACAUUCAUUACCCCCGGCGAAUCCAGAACUCUCUGAGUCUUUCUUGGGACAUAGUGUUGAAAACGCCGUAGUUACGGUUCCUGCUUACUUUAAUGAUUCUCAGAGACAAGCUACUAAGGACGCUGGGUGUAUCUCUGGGCUUAAUGUUUUGCGGAUUAUCAACGAACCAACUGCUGCGGCUAUUGCUUAUGGGUUGGAUAAGAAGGGGAGUAAGAGUGGCGAGAGGAAUGUUUUGAUCUUCGAUCUUGGAGGCGGGACGUUUGAUGUUUCUUUGUUGACGAUUGAGGAAGGUGUGUUUGAAGUGAAGGCUACUGCUGGAGAUACUCAUCUCGGUGGUGAGGAUUUUGAUAACAGGCUUGUGAAUCAUUUCGUGGCGGAGUUUAAGAGGAAGCAUAAGAAGGAUGUUAGUGGGAACGCUAGGGCGUUGAGGAGGUUGAGAACGGCUUGUGAGAGAGCGAAGAGGACGCUCUCUUCGACUGCUCAGACGAGUAUUGAGAUUGAUUCUUUGCACGAGGGGGUUGAUUUUUACGCUACUAUCUCGCGUGCGAGGUUUGAGGAGAUGAAUAUGGAUUUGUUUAGGAAGUGUAUGGAUCCUGUGGAGAAAGUUUUGAGGGAUGCUAAGAUUGAUAAGAGCCGUGUUCAUGAGGUGGUUUUGGUUGGAGGGUCUACGAGGAUUCCUAAGAUUCAGCAGCUUUUGCAAGAUUUUUUUAAUGGGAAGGAGCUUUGUAAGAGCAUUAACCCUGAUGAAGCUGUUGCUUAUGGAGCUGCGGAUAAAACGGCUGGUGUGAAGAACCAGAUCACGAUCACGAACGAUAAAGGGAGGUUGAGUAAAGAGGAGAUAGAGAAGAUGGUGCAAGAUGCUGAGAAGUACAAGGCUGAGGAUGAGCAAGUGAAGAAGAGAGUGGAGGCCAAGAACUCGCUGGAGAAUUAUGCUUACAACAUGAGGAACACUGUCAAGGAUGAGAAACUCGCUCAGAAGCUAGGUCAAGAGGAUAAGCAGAAGAUUGAGAAGGCGAUUGAUGAGACAAUAGAGUGGAUUGAAGGGAACCAGCUUGCGGAAGUUGAUGAGUUUGAGUAUAAGUUGAAAGAGCUGGAGGGUAUUUGUAACCCAAUCAUCUCAAAGAUGUAUCAGGGUGGUGGUGCUGGUGCUGGAUAUUCUGAUGGUGGUAUGCCUGCAAGCGGUGGCUCAGGUGGUGCUGGAGGUCCAAAGAUAGAAGAGGUUGAUUAG
Messenger RNA from Eruca vesicaria subsp. sativa (arugula), 1311 nucleotides. The record is from the annotation of a GenBank genome assembly. Lineage: Eukaryota; Viridiplantae; Streptophyta; Magnoliopsida; Brassicales; Brassicaceae.